UCUCGAUCGGCCGAAGAGAAGCGAUCGAGGCCAUGUGACGCGAUGGCUGGUAGAGCAGUGGAAGGAGUAGCGAAGCUGUGCCAGCGACGGCUGUAUUCGUGGCUCUCGUCUCGCUGUGGCCUCCCAGUCUGCAUUAUCGGCAGUGUUCUUCUUCUGAUCUCUGUUCUCCAGUUUGGAGAGGUACUGCUGGAGUGGAGUAAGGAAAGAUACGAGUAUCAGUUCAGUAUCUACGCAGACAACGUCAUGGGCAAGUCCUAUGAGAAAUACCUGUGUCCGGAGUUGCCAAUAGACAUAGUGUAUACCUGGGUGAAUGGCUCUGAUCCUGGGCUGCUAGAGGCUCUCAGAGAGCUAAAGAAACAGACCAGCCCCCCAACCGAUCCUAUCAAUCCCACUGUGGCAGCAACCUCCCCAACUCCCCAGAGUAGCGACUCCUGUCCUUUCUCAAACUGUGUCCCCUUCAACACAGUUCUGCUGGACGCUCGCUCCGUUCCUCUCCUUCUCCUCUCCUCCCUUCCCUCCAUCUCCCCUCUCCUGGCCAAUGCCUCAGCUGUCAAUAUAGUGAACCCACACGCAGCUCAUCUUUCUCCAGUCCAUGUUGUCCAGCUCCCCUCUGACCACCACGGUCAGUAGUACACACCCUACGUAUAUACCUCCAUCACUGUGCCCUUCUCUCUGCAGUUAGUCUAGUUCUGAAGCAGGGCAUUACUGAUGAUUCUGGUGAAAGGAUUCCCGCAACUCGUGGAUAUCUGACUAAUGACAGUAAAGUGGUAGGGGCAGUAAGGAUGGAGCACCUCAUGCUGGUGGAAGGAUCUGCCGUGACUCACAACAACAGCCAGCAGCUACACACCUGGAUGAAGUCUUGUUUCCAUGGCAAUCUCACAUCUGUGGAAGUCAAAGGUGACGGAAUUGCGGUGGCAGAGUUCACAGCUGUUGGAGACGUAACUAAGAUGUCAAUGUCCGAUGAACUGACGUUUGCUGGGCUGCCUCUGAAACUGUUGCCUGCCUUCCUUAUUUGGAUGCCUUUCUCUCUCCCAACCAACUCUCCUGAGAAUGCGACGGAGAAAGUGGGUGAUGACAUUUCUGCCAGUCGGUUUGAAGACAAUGAGGAGAUGAGGUACUCUCUGAGGUCAGUGGUCCGCCACGCCCCCUGGGUCCGACACAUCUUCAUCAUCACCAACGGACAAAUCCCCUCCUGGCUCAACCUCGAUCAUCCCAGGAUCACCUUAAUUACCCACCAGGAGAUAUUUCCCAACAAGAGUCACCUGCCGACCUUCAGUUCCCCGGCAAUCGAGGCUCAUCUCCAUCGCAUCCCCGGCCUCUCCAAGAGGUUCAUUUAUCUCAACGAUGAUGUAAUGUUUGGAGCUCCAAUUUGGCCGGAGGAUUUCUACACUCCUCGGAGAGGCCAAAAGGUAUACCUGUCGUGGCCAGUGCCAUACUGCGCAGAGGGCUGCCCUCCAAACUGGAUCACUGACCGCUACUGCGAUCAGGCCUGCAACAACUCCAUGUGCGACUGGGACGGAGGCGACUGCCACGGAGCCACUCGCUACGGCUGGAGAGGAGGUGCUGCUCAUUCCCCAUUCUAUUCCCCCUCUCGGGAGACUUGCCACUCGGGCUGCCUCAACAACUGGCUGGGAGAUCGCUAUUGCGACCAGGCAUGCCGGGUCCCAGACUGUGGAUAUGAUGCUGGAGACUGUGGCACUGAAAAGUGGGACACACUCUACAGCGUCGUCCCACGCCCAAACCACACCCACUCCAUUCCAGCCGGAGUCACUGCCAUGUUCUUCAACCUGUCCUCCUACUUCAGAAACGGGAGCAUCUCAUCUGCAGAGUAUUCACCGUCUCGCGUAGUGCGGACGGCAGUGCUGGCUCAGACAUUCAAGACAAUCAGUCUCACUUUCUCAAAGAACACUUCUCGCUGCAUCUCCAACAUUACCGUCAAUGGAACCUCCGCCUCUGGGGGUGUGGUUACUGUUAAUUUUAGUGUAUCAGUAGACACUACAGUGAUCAACCAGACUGUUCGUGGACAAGACUCGUCUCCAUGGAGUUUCCCCGAGUUUAACUCUACCCACUCUGAAGAGUUCCUGGCUGCAGUGGCUGGUAGGUUGAGAGCAUUCAGAAAUAUGUCAGUCAACUAUUGGAUUUCUGAACAUUCCAAGACCAUCUUCACAGAGGCUCCAUCAACUGAGUUGGCUAAUUACGUCGUCACAAACUCCUCCCUCCUCCCAGUGGGUGUGGCCAAAGCUCUGGCCCAGCUGGAGACUAAGUGGAGAGAAGGAGACUUAACGAGGAGGGGCUACCUCAGGAGGCGUGGCCAACUCCUGGAGAACUACCCUCACUUGCGAGAGACCAACGGAAGUAUUGUGUUUGGAGAGGGGGUGGGGCCAGUGGGCGGAGCUAACAGGAAACUACUGUCAGUUGAUAAAGAAUCCAUAGGAGUGCAGGGGAAGUCUCUCAGUGAUGAUGUAAUUAGAGCCAUUACCAACUGGGAACGUCACCAUGGACACUGGGACCCGAACUACAAGGGGUGGGAGAGGAGGCGGUUGCCGUGGGAGAGACUGAGGAUAUUCCCGGAGGAGGGGGUGGACCCCUACUCCACGGGGCCUCGGAGGGGACGCCAUCUCAUGGACGUGUAUGGAGACUCUCUCGGAUUUGUCAAUAAACUCCUGACUAAGGCGUACGGUCACGAGGCAAGGAAGGUCCCCGCCCACAUGCCUCACAUGAUCAACAGGGAGGUGAUGGAGGAGCUGCAGGCAAGAUACCCCGAGGAAUUUGAGGCGACAUCAUCACACAAGCUACGGAGCUCCGACGACAUGCAGUUCUCAUUUUCCUAUUUCUAUUUCCUGAUGAGUGAGAAGAAAGUCAUGGACAUUUCAGACGCCUUCUCUGAGCUGGACUCUGACCAAUCAGGGAUUCUGUCUGUCCGGGAGCUGCGUACCCUGCUGGCGAUGGUGAGCGAGCUCCCCCUUCAUCUUGGAGUAGUCCACAGUUUCGAGUCUCUACUGAGAGAGUGUGAUGACCAGUACAAUGGGACCAGACCGACUGUGGACCCCAUCGAGUAUGAGACACACUACGAUCCCAACCUGCCCACUGUGUGUGUAGCGGCAGAAAGUUGUUCCUGGCACCAGAUCCUAGUCAGGUCCUCUGCGAGGGUCAACAGCCGAGAGGAAGUAGUGUCUGCUACUGCCCACUCAACUAGACACAUGACUGCUUUUCCUCCCUCCAUCUCUCUUAUCAAUCUUAUCUAUCUUUACAACUCUCUUAUUCCUAAACCAAACAGCCUCUGGUGACCCUGGACUUUGUCCGCAACUGCCAACCUCUCAUACUGAAACUUAACUCGACAUUUCACUCCAAACUGAAGUACAAAUUCGAGGUAGUUGGAGAGGAGCAAGUAGCGUUCAAAAUGAUAAACGAAAAUGCAACAAAAAUCAUGGAAAUGUUGGAUGAGAUCAGGAAGGAGAAGAAGAAGUUCAUCUGUCUCAACGACAACAUUGACCACUCUAAGGAUGGAGCUCAUCUGGCCAAGCUGAUUCUGUUGGACUUCUAUGAGUCCAUGUUUCCAUUCCCAUCACCGUUUGAGCUGCCUCCUCAGUACAGGAACAGGUUCCUGCAUGUCUCUGAACUGAAUGAGUGGAUGCAGUUCAGAGGGCGUGUCCAGCUGGCUCUCCACCUGGCAUGCGGUGUUCUCCUCUCACUGACUGUUCUCUCUCUCUUCUAUGGGAAGAUUUUGCAGUGUAAAAGAAGAUUGAUGAGACAUACCCUGUCUCUGGUCUCCAGUGAAAGAACUCGAACACCUUCAGUUUAGCAACCCACUCCCUUCAUCAUUAUAUCUCAGUUAUGUCAAGAAUUUAAUGAUUUUCUCAGUGCAGUAUACACAGAUACAGCUGAUGGCAUGGGGUUUAUAAUGGUGCCUUAUAUGGUGCUCUAUAAUAUAUCAGAGGGAUGGGAGGGAGAGAGUUGUGUUAAUACUGGAAGAGUUUGUGGCAAUGUGUGAUGAGAACUUCUACUGCCUUCCUCUGGUGGGGAAGUUUCUGGACAGCUGACAGAUCUCCGGUGUUGUCAGGGGAUCGCAUGAGGGUAGGGGCAAAGACAACUGACAGGUUCUUGGCAUCCAUCCUGUUAGCCGACUUCAUCAUCUGCACUUUGUAGAGAUGUCUGAGGAGGUGUCUGAGAGUAUUGUAGUGAGCUGGGGGCAGUCUGGACAGGGCCUUGCUCAUGGUCUCCAGUCUCUCGUCCUGUCUCCUGCAACCUGCGGCAAUAAGGGCCAUGUCGUAGGCGUCGAAUGUGAUGAGAGGGACAGGCAGUUCUCUGAGGUACAGUUUGAGAGCUCCAGUGAUGGCAUGUGGGUCAACGUAGGCCUGCAGGUCCGCACUGGCAUCUGCAGGGGAGGCGUGCAGGAAUGUGUUGUCAGUACUGCGUGGGAGUGGGAAGGCUAUGCUUGGCCUGCCAUGGGAACCCUAUACC
Geodia barretti is the source of this 4461-nucleotide messenger RNA. Lineage: Eukaryota; Metazoa; Porifera; Demospongiae; Tetractinellida; Geodiidae. The record is from the annotation of a GenBank genome assembly.